This is a messenger RNA of Geodia barretti, 507 nucleotides long. The record is from the annotation of a GenBank genome assembly. Lineage: Eukaryota; Metazoa; Porifera; Demospongiae; Tetractinellida; Geodiidae.
AUGGCUGAAGAAAAAAACAACGAACUGGUCCCGGUUGCCGCUGAAUAUGAAGUCGUCGAUCAGGUAGAUGACCAAGCUAUCAUUGAGUUGAUGACUGGACAGACGAUUCAGGAUUAUGUCUAUUCCUUCAAACAGGGAGGACGUACGGUUGAAGGGUUGACCUUAGCCGGUAUUAACGAAGCCGCAAAUCGCCGUGGCGGUAUUCAGAUCGAAGAGAUCGAUUAUGAGGAUCGCGAGCAUUCUUGGAUUGCUACUGCUAAGGCGGUCGAUACAAUCACCGGUUCGUCUCGUUAUGGCGCGUAUGAGCAACCGAAAAUGGCAGGCGGACGCCCCGAUCCCUUCGCGUUCACCAAAGCAAUUCAUAAAGCGCAACGCAACGCAAUUAAACAAUUGAUACCUGUGCCGGUAAUCCGUGAGGUCCUGAAUUUCUAUCUGAAUCGAAAAGCGGGGAGUGACAAUGCGACGCAACAACCGCAGUUUGCAACAGGGUGGUGGAAAUAUCGCUAA